AUGAAGUUCGCGGGCUUCCGCACAGUUUAUAUGGAAGGCUCGGACGACAAUGCCGCCGCUGACGAGGACACGGCUCCGCUGCCGGACCUUGCGGACGGCGAUGCUCUGAAUUGCCUGAAAAUCACGCCGGAGCAGCACUUCACGCAGCCGCCUCCGCGCUUCACGGACGCGACGCUUAUCCGCACCCUUGAGGAACAAGGCAUAGGCAGACCCAGCACCUACGCGCCGAUAAUCGCCACGAUUAUGGAUAGGGACUAUGUGCGCAAGGAUAAGGCAGGUUCGUCCCCACUCAACUUGGGCUUGUGGUUACCGACUUCCUGA
This is a messenger RNA of Geodia barretti, 321 nucleotides long. The record is from the annotation of a GenBank genome assembly. Lineage: Eukaryota; Metazoa; Porifera; Demospongiae; Tetractinellida; Geodiidae.